GAUUCGGGAGGUGGGGCCGGUAUACAAGCUGAUCUACAGGCAAUUCACGCUAUGGGUUGCCAUGGAUGCAGUGCCAUCACCUGYUUGACAGCACAAAAUUCCAAAGGUGUCACGGGCAUCCACGUCCCACCAUGUUCCUUUCUGGAAGAACAACUCGAGUCUUUGAAGAGCGACUUGCCACCACGGGCCAUAAAAAUCGGCAUGUUGGGAACCCGAGAAUUGUGCGAGGUAGUGGGAAAAGUUCUGCGAGAGAUAUACGAUGGGAGGGAAGGAAAGAAGGUCUGGAUUGUAGUAGAUCCUGUAAUGAUCAGUACAUCGGGUUCGAAGCUUUUGGACGACGAUGCCGUUGACGCAAUGAUCGAACACGUUUUUCCAUAUGCAGACGUUAUCACUCCCAAUAAAUUCGAGGCCGAGGCUCUGCUUCAACRAAAAYUGAAGACACCGAAAGAUAUCGAAGACGGAGCCCAAGAAUUACUGAAACUUGGAUGUCGUUCUGUUCUGAUCAAAGGUGGGCAUACCCUUUUGGAAGAAUCGUCRUCGUCGUCGUCCACAGAGGACUCUGUAUCUGGAUCGCAAUCGCCAUCAUCAGAAGUUCAAAGCACACUUGAAUAUGCACAGGACUAUUUGCUCUCAUCGGAUCCGGCACCAACAGCUGGGGAUGAGAGGUUGUGCGACACUUCGGCAUCCUCGACAAAAACGAGAGGCGUCUGGAUGCGUUCGAUUCGAUGGGACACCUCGCAUACCCAUGGGACGGGAUGCACCUUGUCGUCAGCAAUUGCUUCGGCUCUAGCUUUGGGAGAAGAGAAUCGCGGCGAGUCAGAAGGCGAACAGGUGGGAGCAACAAGCGCUAUUGAAAUUGCGGACGCAUGCUGUUUGGCAAAAGCAUACGUCUCUGCAGGUAUCCAGAGCGGAGUUCAGCUGGGAUCUGGUCCUGGGCCCGUUGCUCAAACCGARUUUCCUUCGUCUUGGGAAAAYUUUCCAAGCAUUGCGAUCGAUCCAACGAGCAACUCGAAAUCAGAUAAGGGUCACUUUCGUGUCAUGAGAGCCUUUUCGGCCGCUGCAGAGGAAGCCACGAAUGGUGACGACAACGAAAGGGAAAAAAUUCCUACACUUGGUAGAAUCCUUCCAAUUGUCGACACGGUGGAGCAGGUCGAACAAUUUUCAAAAAUACCAGGCGUUACCGAUAUCCAAUUGCGAAUCAAGGACGAGAAAGACCCAGUGAAGAUUAAGGAACGUGUAAAGUUGUGCCAAAGAUACUGCGAAUCAAAUGGUGUCAACCUAUGGAUAAACGACUACUGGGAAGCUGCGGUGGAAGCUGGGUGCUUCGGUGUUCAUGUCGGACAGGAAGAUUUGGUGAAAUGCAUGCUCGCCGGGGGAUUGGACCGACUGAAAUCAAAGCAGAUGGCCCUGGGAAUCUCGACGCAUUCCUACGGAGAGUUGGCUGUAGCCCUUGGCAUCAAUCCCACGUACAUUAGCAUGGGGCCGGUUUACGCAACGAAAUCAAAAAAGGUAGGAUUCUACCCACAGGGUCUCGAGACGGUGCGAAGAUGGAGGAAACUGAUACCUCCGUCCAUGCCGUUUGUAACAAUAGGCGGGAUCAAUAGCUUGGAAACGGCAUCGGACAACAGGGAAGCGGGCGCCGAUUGCAUCGCUGUCAUUAGUGCGCUUACUCAAUCGGACGACCCAGCUGCGAGUGUCAAAGACUACAAUGAUGUCAUGGUGUAAUAAUGUUUUUACUYUAUUGAAUAG
Pseudo-nitzschia multistriata is the source of this 1749-nucleotide messenger RNA. The record is from the annotation of a GenBank genome assembly. Lineage: Eukaryota; Bacillariophyta; Bacillariophyceae; Bacillariales; Bacillariaceae.